AUGGCUUCUUUGUCGCUGAAAGAGAAGCUGGACAAGAUCCGGUCUCCGAACCUGCAAAGUCAGAAGCAGACCGCCAGCGUUCUCGAAGGCGUCGAGUCCGCCUUCAAAGAACGCAACACUGAGCCGACCCCAACCGCCUACUUCGCCGCACUCCUCAGCCUCCUCGACAACAAGUCCCUCGCCCACCCCGUCGUCUACCUCCUCGAUGUUGUAACCCCCUACGCCCCCGAGCCCCUCCUCCGCGCCAAGUUCACCCAGAUCCUCACCCUCCUCGCGCCCGUCCUCUCCCAGCCCGACGCCGAUGCCCCCCUGAUCCGCUCGUCCAUCGGCUGUCUCGAGGGCCUGCUUUUGGCCCAAGAUGCGGCCGCCUGGGAGAUGAGCGCCGCCGUCAUCGGCCCGCGCCGUGCCGUCGGCGGCUUGUUGAGUUUCUCGCUUGAUCCGCGGCCCAAGGUGCGCAAGCGGGCGCAGGAAGCGCUGCGCAAGAUCCUUAAGAGCCCGCCUCCAAGCCCGUCGCUCGACCACCCGGCUGCUGCGAUGUGCGCCGAGACGGCUAUCAUGAGCUUGAACGCCCUGGCGGAGAAGACGGCGCAGCUGCGCAAGGAGAAGAAGGGGUCUGAGGCGGUGCAUGAUCCGGAGUUGAUCCAUGCGCUGCAGCUGGUCAAGACAGUUGCGUCGGCGAGCGGGGGGUGGCCGAGUAAGAAGAUUGAGUCGCUAUGUGAGUUGUUGUUGGGGAUUGCGCGGUCUGGGAACGAGCACAUGAGCAUGGCUGUGUUUGAUAUCUUUGAGAUGAUCUUUGAGGGGAUGGCGGCGGAUGAGGUGGCGUCGUCUAAGCUGCCGCGGCUGCUGGAGAUCAUCAAGGAGUUGCGUCCUGCGCCUAAUGAUACCCAGCUGCUUCCGCCGUGGAUUGCGAUUUUGUCGAGGGCGUACGAUGUGUCGGCGCAGAUAUCGCCCGAGGAGACGUUCCAGGAGCUGUUGGAGCCGUUCAACAUGGUGGCGGGGUAUCUGGAGUCGCAGGCGAAGAACAUCCGGAUCUCGGCUUCGGAGUGCUUGGUGUCGUUCAUGGCGAAUUGUGUACCCAAGCAGGUGCUCGUCGAUCCAUCAAUAUACGACGAGAAGGUUAUUCAGCAGCUGGUUACCACAGCGGAGAGCCUGCUGACGGUCAAGUUCCAAGCGGCGUGGCUAGAGACGUUCAAUGUCAUUGGCGCCAUGUUUGAUGGUCUGCGCUGGAGGGCAGCGCCGUACCUGCUGGCUAUUACUAAGAGCAUUGGCGAAAUGCGCGGGAGCGACUCGUUUACGGGAAAACAGGAGGCCGAUGAGGUACUUGGGAAGGCGAUUCAGGCUAUGGGACCGGAGGCGGUGCUGGAGGUUCUACCCCUGAACCUGGCCAAGCCAGCGAAGGGCCAACCGGGGAGGGCGUGGAUGCUCCCGCUCCUGCGUGACUACACAUCCAACACCAACCUUGGGCACUUCAAGAGCGAGUUCGUGCCCCUGAGCGCGGCCAUGUUCCAGCGUGUGCUAGACCACGGCGCCGCGGCCAAGACGAUGGAGGUCAAGAUUUUCGAGACGGUUGUGCAGCAAAUCUGGUCGAUUCUACCAGGAUACUGCGAUUUGCCACUGGACCUCACGGAGGCGUUCGACAAGGAGUUUGCCGAGAUGUUGACCACUCUGCUCUACGAGCAGGUCGAGCUGCGCUUGGAUGUCUGCCGCGCCCUCAAGGCACUCGUCGAGUCGAACCAAGCGAUCGCCACGGCCACAGAAGAAGAGGACGAGCCCAUCUUGCAUAGUAGGGUUACUAGGGAGACGGCGCAAAAGAACCUCGAAUACCUCGGGGCUACCUUCUCUGCGGAUUUUCUAGCUGUGCUCUUCAAUGUGUACAGCACGACGCUGCCGCAGAAGCGGGGGCCAGUGCUGCAGACCAUCAACUCGUACCUCAGCAUCAUCCCGCCAGCGCGUCUUAUGGAGACGUUUGAUCUAGUGUGUGAGAGGCUAGCGGCGGCGCUCCAGGAGCCGGUCGAGAAACCCAAGAACCAGAACGGCGAGCAGGUGCCGUCUACCGCGCACACGCUCAUGGACUUGGUUGUUACCAUGUCGAUUUACCUACCCAGGGAGAGCUUCGAGGCGCUCUUCAAGAUCGCGUCGCUCGUUAUUUUCAAGGACGACGACCCGCAGCUCCAGAAGAAGGCUUACAAGAUGAUCCCGAGGUUGGCAGACUCGGACAUUGGUAAAGCUGCGCUGGAGCAAAGGCAUGCGGAACUUCAAACCCUCAUCCUGUCGAGCGCCGAGAAGGUGUCUUCCCCGGCCCGGCGCGAGCGUCUAGCAGCCAUCACUGCUCUGCUGCCCUUUAUCCCGGACACCUCGCUUCACUUCAUCCCUGCGGUCCUUUCCGAAGUAGUCAUCAGCUGCAAGGAGAACAACGAGAAGGCCCGGACGACAGCCUUCGACCUGCUCGUGCUAAUGGGCCACGUCAUGGUGGCCGCAGACGGCGCGGUCAUCGACAACAGCAAAAUCCCCCACAUGUCCAAGGACGCGCCAACGGCCAAGGCCUCGAUCGAGGAGUACUUCACCAUGGUCAGUGCCGGGCUCGCAGGCAGCACCCCACACAUGAUUUCGGCCUCCAUCACAGCCAUCACGCGCGUGCUCUACGAGUUCCGCGAGCUGCUCAGCAAGGAGACCAUGUCCGACCUCGUGCAAACAAUGGACCUGUUCCUAACCUCCAACAACCGCGAGAUUGUAAAAAGCGUGCUGGGCUUCGUGAAAGUGUGCGUCAUCAGCCUGCCAGCCGAACUCAUGCUCCCACGCCUACCAACCCUAAUCCCCAACGUCAUGGUCUGGAGCCACGAACACAAGGGCCACUUCCGCUCCAAAGUCAAGCACAUCCUGGAGCGCAUGGUCCGACGAUUUGGCGUCGACCUCGUCAACAAGCACUGUCCCGAAGCCGACCGCAAACUGAUCACCAACAUCCGCAAGACCAAAGAGCGCAGCAAGCGGAAGAAGGAGGCCGCCAAGGAAGGCGACGGUGAAUCCGACGGCGAAGGCGGCCGCCGCAAGAGCCGUUUCGAAAGCGAGUACGACCAGGCACUAUACAGCAGCGAAGACGAGGACGACGAAGCUGGCCACGGUGACGACCACUCCGACGACUCCGACGCCGAAAUGACAGGCGGCCGCAAACAGCAGAACCGCCGCGGCGGGAGCGGGGGAGGCUCGGCCUACAUCCUCGAAGACGAAGACGAACCGCUCGAUCUCCUCGACCGUAACGCGCUGGCCAACAUCUCCACCACCAGACCGGGGAAACUGAGACAAGUUGGCAGCGACCGUCGCAAGACCAAAGCCAGAACCAACCUUGAUGGGAAACUCAUCCUUGGCGGGGACGACGAGGAUGCUUCUGCCGGGGCGAUGGACAUUGAUAGCGCGCCAGGCGGAGGCGAGGAAGCGAGCGGGGUCGGGGCAUAUGUGGCUGCGCUAAGGGGGAAGGAUGUACCGCGGCGUGGUUUGCGCGGGAAGUUGAAGUGGAAUCGGAGUAGGAAGGGUGGGGAAGAUGAUGAUGAUGAUGAUGAGGAUAAUGGUGGUGGUGGUGGUGGUGGUGGUGAUGGGAUGGAUGUUGAUGAGGGUGCUGCGGCUAAGGCGUUCCGGGAUAACAGGCCUCGUGGGGGAAGUGGAGGUGGAGGUGGUGGACGCGGGCGAGGUGGUGGUGAUGCGAGGGGACGGGGUGGGUUUGGGAGAGGUGGUGGUGGACGAGGUGGACGGGGUGGAAAAGGCGGGAUUGCGGCUGCUGCUGGACGGAGAGGGUUGGGACAGGAGAAGAGGAGGGGUGCGGCGACUCAUGGGAGUCGGGUGAAUAAGGGGGGGAAUAGACGGUGA
Dichotomopilus funicola is the source of this 3858-nucleotide messenger RNA. Its product is annotated as NUC173 domain-containing protein. The record is from RefSeq and is a predicted model, not a curated record. NCBI's taxonomy places the organism in Eukaryota, Fungi, Ascomycota, Sordariomycetes, Sordariales, Chaetomiaceae. The transcript is spliced from 2 exons. The coding region runs from base 1 to 3858 and encodes 1285 amino acids.